Molecule: messenger RNA, 1722 nt
Organism: Pimephales promelas (fathead minnow)
Lineage: Eukaryota; Metazoa; Chordata; Actinopteri; Cypriniformes; Leuciscidae
Gene: spi2
Product: Spi-2 proto-oncogene
Biological process (GO): cell differentiation; regulation of transcription by RNA polymerase II
Cellular component (GO): nucleus
Molecular function (GO): DNA-binding transcription factor activity, RNA polymerase II-specific; sequence-specific DNA binding
Source: RefSeq, a predicted model, not a curated record
UAUUGGUUAUUCAUUAAUACUACAACACUUGAAACAGCAAUACAUUCAAUAAGGAUCACAUCCGUAACACUAACAUGAACAGUCCGCAGGAAUAUCAAACUGAUUUGGAGGUGAUUCUGGAAUUUCUUGAGGAGCACUACAGACAGGAAUCUCGAAGAAAAGCCAUAUGGAACAUGAGGGAUCUCUGUGUCAUGUCAACUGAUGAAGUUGUGAACACGUCUGAAGAGAAGCAACCUGGUGAGGAGCACUUCAGCAAUGUGUUAGAGGAGGAAAAGUCCCAGCUGCAGUUUUCUGAGCAGGUCAUGGGAUCUCUGGCCAAAGCCAACGGAUCUGACUCAUAUACAGACUGCGGGAUAAAUUGCACCGGCCCCACCGUAGUCGACCAGUCUUCGGUCCUUCACGAUGCACCCGACGGGCGAGUGUUAAAUGCCGUAAACGGACCAGAGAGACCUUUAACUCCUAAUACAACACCUGAAAAGUGUGCCGAAUCAUUGCCCAGCAUUACACCUGCAGAGAAAGGGAAAAAGCUACGUCUUUUCCACUUCCUGUUCGAGAUGCUGGAGGACCCAGGCAUGGCCCACUGCGUGUCAUGGGUGCCGGCCUCAGCUGGCGUCUUUCGCUUUUCUGCAAGGCACAAGGAGCGUGUGGCAGAGCUGUGGGGCCAGAGGAAGGGCAACCGAAUGCCCAUGACCUACCAGAAAAUGUCCCGUGCCCUACGCAAUUACGCCCGCUCGGGGGAGAUCAUUAAAGUGAAAAAGAAACUGACUUACCAGUUCAGUGUUGCUACCCUCUCUACUUUACAGAAUCAACAUAGUAUAAAAAGAAAGCACUGAAAUGAGAGCUCAAUGAUUGUCUCCAGUGUGUUAAGGUCAUUAUGUUACUCUCAUGAUAUCUUAAUUGCCUUGGUAACGGGAGAAGGGUAAAAUUAGUUUCUUAUUUUUUUCUUGCUCAAUUACGUUUCAUAAGAAGGUGAUAAAUAUGGUGUUUUUUUUUAUACUUUUAAGCAAAUGAUGUACUUUUUGCUGUUCUUUUGAUACAUAAAGUAUGUCUUUUUAUUAUCAUUUUCUUUUGAUAUUUUUCUAUUUUUUUAAUCAGCUUUUAAGCUGGCAGUUGAAAAGAACAAAACCAGAUAAAAACAGACAAGAUGUCUGCUUCUUCCCGCACUGCGCAUUUGUUCCCAGUAGGUGGCAAAGCUGCUACACUGCUAUUAUUGUGAUUGUCACUCAGUGAUUCGCUACAGUUAUACAGUUUUUUUACUUAAUUAUUAACAACUUAUUUUUUUUACAGUAAACAAUCAUUGAUGCUGUAUAUUACAAAUCCACAAAAAUCAUUGCAAAGCAUCUUCUAUAUAUUUUUUUUUGUUCACUUCAGUGCUAUUUUAGUAUUAUUUAUAUUGUACUGUAUACUAUUUUUGUUUAGGUUGUAGCAAUUUAAGAUUCACUUUUUCAUUUUUUAGGUUUCCAUUUAGCUUUAACUUAUAUUGUUCUUAGUACUUCAACUUAUUUUAUUACAAUUAGUUGCCAAGGCAAUAUUUGUAAUUGUUUUUUUUUUUGUUUUUGUUUUUAAGUUUAGAUUUUUCAAUUCUUGAUGCAUUUAAAAAGCAUGUCUUUUAUAAACUUGUCUUUUAUAAAUAAAAUUGUAUUUGUGUACAUUUGCAUAUAUAGUCAAUCCUAUUUUUUUUUAGAAAUUUAAUUAUGUGCUUUUAUCAUUUUUGUAUUUCUA